AAAAACCACUUCUUUUUUAAAUGAUUUUGUGAAAUGAUUUCAUUAUUUAUUUAUCGAUCUGCGACAGUGAUCGUAACAUUCUGUAGCCGACUGUUUGGACAAAAACAAAUUGGAUUACAUCACCAUUCGAUUAUUACGUUCCAUUGAGGGCCCUGGAGUAAGCAGGCGGUCCCACACGAUCUACCCAACUCAUUGCAUGGUCUUCGCUCCAGCAUCCCGAUCCUUUUAAGAAUUGAUUCAAGGAACCGUUAAGAUAGUUCACCGUUAUUCAACUUUGUUUUACUACAUUUUAGUAUCCAACCUAUGUCCUGAAAUACUAUUUACAUCUACUAUCGUCUGCUAUUUUUGCCAGCAACAGUGGCGGCGAAGUGGCCAUACGAGGCAUAACAGUAACGUAGGCGAGAUCGGUUUGUCCAGUGCUACCCACUCGACCUUUGAACACUUUUAGAACAUCUUUUGCAACAUAGAAUCUCAAUUUCAGCAAAAAUACGUCGCAGUCGACCCAGGAACCAAACAAGUGGCUAUCGAUCUUGUAGAAACAUACAAAAGACAAGGAUCGAAGCAGCUUUUCUGAUCGGUAACGCACCUGCCUGAUAUUUACAAACAACAUCCACACUGCCCGCGGAAGCAGCCACGGCCAGGCUGCAUAUAUGGCCAAGCGUCGCCAAUGUCAAUCUGCUCUUCGUCAAUAUGAUCGUUGCUGCGGAUUCAACAAAUGUAUCCAGUGUCGGCGGCGAUGGAGACUACUUAGGCGGACUGGCUGGCGGCGGUAGUAAAAUGUUUGUCGGGGGUCUCUCGUGGUGUACAACGCGGCAUAGUCUAGCUGCGUACUUCGGACUCUUCGGAGACAUCGAGGAUUGUACAGUCGUCACAAACGAACAGGGACGUAGCCGAGGUUUCGGCUUCGUAACGUAUCGUGACCCAUGUAUCGCCUUUAUCGUCUGCCAAAGAGGUCCACAUUCUGUCGACAAUCGAGUGGUCGAUCCGAAACCGUGUGGACAAAACGGAAAUCACAUCAAGGUUCCCGGGAGGGUAAUGCGACCAUAUCCUAAAGUGUUCACUGGAGGACUUCCUGCUUCGCUAACAGAAAACGAGCUUGGGCAAUUUUUCAGGGAAAACUACGGCAACGUGCUGGAGGUGGUAAUCAUGUUUGACCAGGAAAGCCAACGCUCGCGCGGUUUUGGCUUUGUAACAUUUCAAGAGGAGCGCGUCGCCGACAAAGUUUGUAGGGAACAUUAUAUAUGUAUCAGGGGAAAGAAGGUGGAAUGCAAUCGUGCGCAGCCGCGCUUCUUGCCCACGUGCAGCUCAGCAGUUAUACAAUUACCGUUCGGUGCAAGUGGCAAUGGUGGUGGGCAAGAAGACAAAUCUCCGGAGAGCAACAGUUUAUCCGAUGACGGUCAAGCGGGCUGUGUUAAGCACGUCCCGGAUGAGCCGAGCGUACCAUCUACCUCGCCAUCGAAAUCGCUCUUCGGCUACGAUUAUGGAAUGGACCGUGCUGAAGGAGGAUCAAGAAGAUGCGCUUUCAUCGGACCUUUUCGACGCAUCACUUCGCAACAAAAAUAUGCGGCGUUCCCAUACCAGUCAAGCUUAACUUCCAAGGCAAAAGACUCCUUUUCGAAUGAAUCUAUUUUGUCGUUGGGGUCCGUAGCGGUAUCAACGGUAGUCGGCUCCAAGGUCGAUAAAGAUUUCUGCUGCUGGCGAGAGGUUAAAGAACAUAAAGAAGCAGGCCCCAGUUGGAAGGCUCCAGGAAAUCCGCUCCCGUCAAGCACACAGCCAUGCGCUCAGGAACUCAUUGAAUGACAGCUCACUCGCUAAAUGACGCAAUGGGCCUGCGGGAAAUUAUAGAUAUGUGUGUUCCGUGGAAAGUUCACUUGUCAGGGGGGCCGAUUCGUGUGUGCGACUGGAAAUAACAAAAUACAACUUGCAUUUAUGUCAAUUACGCAUACAAGUUGGGUAUGUAUGUUGACAUACGGGCGUCUGUGAAUAUAUAUAUAUAUAUAUAUUAUAUGCGUAAGAUAUGAAACACUGAAGAAAGCAAUUAAAGUGAUCUAAGCACAUGUCUAACUAUCGGAUAAAUAUAGCUGGUUGUCGCAUUACUCUGCCAAUUGUUUGUGUAUAAUUUAAAUGAAAUACGUUGGGUUUCGGUUAGACUUAAUUGUUGUUUUUAUUAACUAAAGCUAAAUAUGUAUAUAUACACAUUGGUAGCCAACAAUAUAGAAAUAGAAAAAUUUCAUAUUCUAAUUUCUUUCACAUCAGCGCCUAAUGGUGAUGAUUUGAACAGCUUUUUGAAUCCCAAAAAGCUAGAAUUAAGUGAACACGACAGAGCUAUAGAAAAUCUUCAACAGACUAUAGCAUGUACUCCUGUCAUUGUGGAAGUACCUCAAUAAAUGAUUAUGCUGUAAAAGCUGAACAUGUUAUCGUCUGAGAAAUGAACUUUUCAACUAGCGACAAUGAAAAUGUGGUGCUAAACACAACAAAAAUGACACUUUGGCAAACUAGCCGAACGGUGCGAUUAAAGCUAGCCUAAUAUAUCGAAAACCGUAGUGUACGGUCGAAUGUAGCUCUGAACGCCUUGCGCAUUGAUCCUCCAACGGUAGUGACUAUAUUCGGUUAAAUUCUAGAUAUUCAUUCAAGCAGAAUUUCAUAUGACAGUGGCUUAUGGAGAAGUUUGCAAAAAAAAAAAAACAUUUUAUCUUAUCGAGAAGGUAGUAAAAAGAAGGAAAAAAAAGUCAGCCGUUCGCAGCAAGAUUCUAAGUAGCUAUGUUGUAGUAAUAGAGAUAGCUUUUCUCUCUAUAGUAAUUGUCCUUUAAAAGAGCAAGCGUUUUGUAAUAGUUUCCUGUUGUAAGUAAUUCUAGCAUGGUUGUCUUUAACUAACAUGGUAACUAACAUCUUAACAUGGUUGUCUGUAACUAACUAGAAUCUGACUCGGUAGAGUAAAACGUUCUCAAACGCCUUUCGAUACAUGGUUUCGACAUACCGCCAACGCUGACAUCGUACUGCACAUCAUAACAACUCAUUAACGGAAUGUCUAGCCAUUAUUGCAUCGGGUCAGUCGUAUCUCCACUGCGAAGUGUUAUAUUUUCUCCUACGGCUGGCAGUGAAGAGUAAGUACCCUUUCAUCUGGAAGAUGCUGCUACAACGUCACAACUAUGCUGGCUUAAAAUUGAGCACGCAUCACCUGUCUACAUACCAAUAAUUAUGAGCAAUCCUUGUCGCCUAAAAAACCAUACUUCCAUCCGCAAAUUUGCAACGC
Molecule: messenger RNA, 3253 nt
Organism: Varroa destructor (honeybee mite)
Lineage: Eukaryota; Metazoa; Arthropoda; Arachnida; Mesostigmata; Varroidae
Product: heterogeneous nuclear ribonucleoprotein 27C-like
Biological process (GO): regulation of translation
Molecular function (GO): mRNA binding
Source: RefSeq, a predicted model, not a curated record